AUGUCCGCAACCCCACAACCCGCCUAUGCCGGCGGCAGCAGCAUGCAGGCCCCCAUACAGGGAACCAACGAAACCAAAUACCAAGCCUACGUGCGGUACCAGACCGACUUCACCAGCUGGGUCUGGGAUACAGUCGCCUUGCUGCAGCGGACAGGCCUGCACAAUUUCGCGUACGACCGUAGCAGCAUCUACGACCUGGAAGCGGCGGUAGAGCGCAUCGCCGACGCCCUCGACGACCCGCUGGCGAUCCCGCUGGAGCGCAUGCACUCGCUGCGGCGGGCGAUCCUGCUGCUAAGCGAGGGCGUCGACUUCUUCCACCGCGACGUGCGCACGCGCGGCGGCAGCAGUAGUAGCAGCAGCAAUGUGUCGGGUACGGGUCGCGCGCCGAGCCGCUGCGAGCUGCUUAAGAUCCUCGACGAGCACGAGGCCGCCGUCCGCAUCUUCCAGCGCAUCUUCCACCACCUGCGCCACAGCCAGCGCACCGCGCUCGCCGAGCUCGAGGCCAAAGCCAAGCUGCAGCGUCACGAAGAGAGGUGGAGGGAAAGCCACCGACAGCGUCAGCUAGCGGCUAGUAGUGGUGAUGGUGAUAAUAACAAUGCGUCGGGGUCCUCGGGCGAUGACGGCUGGUGGGAUAGCGACGUCGAGGAAGACGACCUCAACUUUAACCCGUACGAUGGCCUGGACAAGUUCCGCUUGGUCGUGACAGACGCUUGCGGCGCGGUAUCCGUCACGGAUCGAGCUUCAUCUACGACUCCUUCAACCAGGGACAUUCUGAGCAACUACUGA
Lasiosphaeria miniovina is the source of this 786-nucleotide messenger RNA. RefSeq lists its product as uncharacterized. NCBI's taxonomy places the organism in Eukaryota, Fungi, Ascomycota, Sordariomycetes, Sordariales, Lasiosphaeriaceae. The transcript has a single exon. The record is from RefSeq and is a predicted model, not a curated record. Bases 1 to 786 code for a protein of 261 amino acids.